Messenger RNA from Scophthalmus maximus (turbot), 2425 nucleotides. RefSeq lists its product as uncharacterized. The coding region runs from base 125 to 1327 and encodes 400 amino acids. Lineage: Eukaryota; Metazoa; Chordata; Actinopteri; Pleuronectiformes; Scophthalmidae. The transcript is spliced from 2 exons. The record is from RefSeq and is a predicted model, not a curated record.
UUAAUAGGCUUUAAUAGGUCACUGCACAGACCACAUCAGUGGCUCACAGAGUCCGGCUGAUGUCUCGAGGACAAUCUCGGAUUUUUCUCCAUUCACAUGCACACACACUCUGAACGGAGACACCAUGCCCUUCCUCACCCUGGGUUUACUUGUCGGCGCCACAGUCACCGAGACCGUCAGGAGACUGUUCGACCAUUUCCUCCCACCCGGGGAGGCAGACGAAAGUGGGAUAGAUGACUAUUUAGGGGCCGCGGUUUCCACCGACCUGCCGACUAACGCCCAGGUGGACGAGGAGGACAGACCCGGAUCAGACUCGUCCUCCGACCCGUGCGACUCAGUCUGUAGGUUCUCAAAUUCCUAUAAGAACUGCUGGAUGAACGCGUCGCUGCAGGCCGUGUUAAACCUGGAGGUCGUGCAAAAGAAAGUGACCUCCCUUCACCCUGAACACGUCAUACAGGAAUUGAUAACGCCGGAGUUCGGAGUUCAGUUUUUGGCAGCCCUCACGAACCCCGGGGAGACUUUCUUCGCCGAGGAUCUCUACGGGGUUUUGGGCAAACUGAGCGAGACGCUCCCGAAGUUGAAGUUGCUGGAGGCCAAUAAGAUCCUUGACUUUUUGGAACCCCUGCUAAUGUCGCUCAAUCGGUGCGAGGUCAAAACGAGCGUCGAGAUAGAAGAAAUGAGCCGGUGCGAGCGAUGCGAGGAGGACGUAUGGAGCAAAGAGGAAACGUACACCUAUGUUUUGCCAGCGCCGGGUGAAAAUGACUCCAUCACAUCCCUCUGGUUGCGCUCGGGGAUUGAGAUCAACAAGCCGGGACGGUGCAGGUGGUGCGGCUUCCCAAUGAAGACGGAGCAGACGGUGGUGUUGCCCGACGUUUUGACACUCUGCGUGCCCCGGAAAGUCGAAAACGACUCGGUAGCGUACAGGCCCGUGGCCCCGUGCGAGUCCCUGGAGUUCGUCGUGGACGAGAGCACGACGCUGAGCUACCGGCUGUCCUCUGUCAUCUGCGUGGGUUACUUUCGCGGCGGCAUCGGGCACGGUUGGACGUACUUGUUUAAAAAACGCGCCAUCGUCAAGGCGGAUGCCGGUCGCAUAUCGGUCGUGGAGUUCUGCGGGCCCGACUGCAUUUGUCACCGUGGGGUCUAUUACUUCUAUGAGAGAAGCUGCGCCGACACAGUGCCGGUCAGGGGUGUCGUCAGGAUGUCGAAGCACCGCCGGGGGCUCGGGCCUGAGCAGAAGUCUCCUGAUCUCUGCCCAAUAUUUCAGUGUAAAGUUUAUAUACAAGGCGAGGCGUGGUUCUGUAGCUGUGACAAACUCUGUUCUGUCUGAUGACCUCUAUUUCCCCCCUCCGGUAGCGCUCUCUCUCUCUCUCUCUGUGUGUGUGCGCCUCAUGUGUGUCACACUCCUUCUGACCUCAUCCCUCAAAGUUGAUGAUGAGGUCAUCUGGCCUGCAUUCUGACAGCAGCCACUCCACCUCUUUCUCUCUCUGUCUCUCUCUCUCUCUCUGGUCCCAGCGCUUCAAAUAAAAAUAAAAAAAAAGGAUAAAGAGCCUAUGUGUAGGCUUAUAUGUGGACUUACCAUGCAAUUAAAAGCAAAUCAAGUUGCACUGUAGCUUCAAACUAAGCACCGUGUUGGGUGACGCGUUCGGCCCAGCAGAGGCUCUGAUCAUGUCCAUGACUGAGCGCUGGAAAACCAGGAGCUUCUGACCGCUGUCUCCAUCCUCAGACUGCCCCCCCCCAAGCAUCUGCCGUGACACAGUAUUCCCCUUUGGUAAGUGACCCACUUGGCUCAGAGUUGUCAUGUCAAGUUUUUACAAACCCGGUCUCAACUUUGUCCAGGUUGCACAAGGCCAGUUCCUACUCUAUACCUUCAGCAGGCGCUGGUGACACCUGGUGGCAACAAGUUACCAUCUAUCGCACCUAUAGUCACACCUUGCUGGAGCAAAGACAAGGCCCACUGCCACAGCCAGACUUGUCCCGUCCACGAGGCCACGAUGUGUCCACUUGAGGACUGCCGCAAGAGCUCAAGGCCCACAUGAGGACGCACGCAGUGGCUUCAUGCGCAGUGGCCGGAGACGCCUGGCGGUGAGGAAGACACCCUGCUGGACAAAAGGGGUCACCCAACGUAAAGAUGAAAAGGAAAAAGAAACAGUCAAAUUGAAUGUCAGAUUUGUAUUUUUAUAUUUUUUCCUGGCUGGGUCUCACAGCACAGAGGAUUGCCAGGUCACCAGACAGCGGAACACUUGCACAACACUGUUAAAUCUACAAGUAAAUGUUUCUGUGCUGUUUCCUUCAUAGUUAAACAUGAACAAGACAAGUUUACAUUUGACUUCCAACUACUUGACUGUGUUUAACAGGAAUGACACUGAAUGUAUGAAAAUACACUUAAAGUGUUGCAAGUAUUUUGUGAAUAAAUUUCUUUUCAGUU